Messenger RNA from Xenopus laevis (African clawed frog), 2734 nucleotides. RefSeq names its product coiled-coil domain-containing protein 3 (gene ccdc3l.L). The transcript has 3 exons. The record is from RefSeq and is a predicted model, not a curated record. NCBI's taxonomy places the organism in Eukaryota, Metazoa, Chordata, Amphibia, Anura, Pipidae. The coding region runs from base 1392 to 2207 and encodes 271 amino acids.
GGUUUUUUUCCACUGAAAACUCGAUCAAUUCGAGUUUUCGGGUUGUGGGACUCGAACUCGCAGAAUCAGGUUUUUCACAUUGAGUUUUUCUCAUUUUCCAGUUUCUAGUUCAUUCAAGUUCAUCGAAGUUUGAUGAAUAACCCCCCUAAAGUCAUGUGGAGUUGGAAGUAACGUGAUCGUGACAAAAGGCUAACUAAAAAGUUGCUAUACUAAAACUUAACUAAAGGUAAACCACUCCUUCAAAUGUUUCUAGUAGUAUUAAGGCAUGGGGAUCUCAACUGUGGAAAGUUGACUCCAUAACCCAAGCAUUCUGUAUAAUACUGCAGAUCCCAUGCCAGAAUAGAGAUCUCUCUGCAGCCUGAAGAAAAGACUCCUUGUAGAAAUAUAUGGUUUGCAUUAGAAUGUUCCAUGCAAAUAUGUCUCACAUUGUACAGCUCCCUCCGCCUGGAGCAGUGUGCAACCAGACAUACAGAACCAGUUUUACUCUCUUUUUUCCCCCUUUUCUUCAAAAAAGAAAAAUGUGCAUAUCUUUAAAGACGGGGGGGAAUGCUGUACAUUGGCCAGAUUUCUACUAGAUCAUAAAAUGAUUUGCAAGAUUACAGACAUUUUAUGGGAUAACGUUGCUUAAAAUUAGUUUUUUUCCCAUGUUUCGGAGUGUGUUAUUUUGCACGGGUGAUAUACAUAAAAGUUGCAGGCGAUUGUGUUAUAAAAAGCUGUGCUGGGAUUGCUUCUAGUCUGCUUGGGAGUGAGUAUUAGGAAGCCUAAGCAGUUAUAGGAUCCUGCACUUUCUCAUAUCUCGGCUGCAUAAAACACACACAGACUCUGAAAACUGAUCCUUUUCUGUUUUCUCUGGAAUUUGCAGCCUGUUCAAUAGGCUCUAAUGAGCGUCAGCCUUUGCCUGUUGCAGGAGCCUCAGCAUCACACAGAGCUAGGCAAGGUUUCCAAAGCUAACCACAAGCAUCCCCAGCCUUUGUCUUCAGAUGGAUGGAGACUUGAGCCACAGAGAGUCACCAGAGUGAGUGACCUGGAGCACAAGGGACAUUUUUUGGCACUGGGCUUGGAAGGGAGAUACACAUUACUGUUGACGAAGAGGAAUUCUCCAUCAGCUUUUCUAUUUUUAUAAGUGGAUUUCAUCAAAGCCAAAAAUACUUUUCCCCACAAAGCCAAAAGGAAUCUCCCCCGUGUCUCUGCAGGGUUCAUCUCUUAUCUUGGAAGCUUCCCUUGUCUCUGCUUUAUUUUUAUUGGCCGCUAAAUUGAUGUGUUCAUAUAUUUUCUAGCUCUGGAGUUGGAUUGCUUCUGCUUCCCACAAGCUUGCUUGGAAAUACACCAGUCAGAGCCUUAUUCAAGGGUGUCCUGUUGUUGUGUAGUUUGUAUUGGCCACUGGACCAGUUAUGAUGAAGGCAUUGAUCUUCCUCUGCCUGGUCAGCCUGCCUGGACUUUUGGAUGGGUGUCAGUUGCCCCAUGACUGGAGACCACAAACGGAAGCCUGCAGAGCGGAGCUGGUGGAGACUGUAGUGUUUGCCAAGGUCUUGGCUCUGCACAAAGACAGCUACAGUGUGUACAACUACUUACCUUGGCAGUACAACUCAGACCUCUUCUUCUCAGCUGAGAUUGAGCUGCUGUGUGACCAGGCCUGGGGCAGUAUGUUGGAGGUACCCGCUGGCUCCAGGCUGAAUGUGACCGGACUGGGAUACUUCCCGUGCCAUUCCUAUACAGUCAUGGAGAACAAUUCCUAUUACUUCUUCCUAAGGAUGGAUGAGAACUACAACCUCCUUCCCCACGGAGUCAAUUUCCAGGAUCCCAUUUUUCCAGACUCCCCUGAAAAUCACCGCAUGUUUGCGAGUCUCUUUCAGUUUUCCAACUGCUCUCCUGGAAUUGAACCCCAAGUCUACACCCCGGACUGGGAUGCCCAAGAGGAUCACAGGCUCCUGUGUAGCACGGUGCAGAGAGCUCUGCUGGAAGAAGAGGAACGGGUGAAGAACCUGUCUCAGAAGGUCAGGAUGCUGGAGAAAGCCAACGGGCAUCUAAGAGAGAAAGUGAAAAACCUCAAGCGAUCCUUGCGUCAGGCUACUAUAGAGAAUAAGGAGGCCUUGCAGGCCAAGUGUCUCAAUGACAAGGAGAACAGUGGCAAAGACUCAAAGACAGGCAACCAUAAGAAGGUCCUGGCGAGAGCACCUAAGAAACCCACAGGAAACGGGUUGGACUAAGCUGUGAUUCUGAAGCAUUUCUUAGACCAAAAUGGCUGAAGAAGCCCAGAGAACUAAAAUAACAUUCUGAUACAGCAGGUGCAUAUUCCGAGUCAGUAUUAUAGAUAAAAGAAUCUUAUUUGUGAAUCUUUGGGUGCCUUAUUCACUCAAAUGAGUUAUGGGAUCUUGAAUGGACAUGCCUAGGGUUGCCAGCUUUCUAACAGUGGAGACUGGGCGGGGCUGUGUCAAAGAGGGUGGAGCCGUUUGUAGAGGGCGGGGAGUGACAUAAGUGCAGCGAUGAUGCAGCGAUCGCGAUUGGCCGAUUGCCGUGUCAAUCAUGGGGAAGUUUUGACCCGGGCAGCCCUUCAAAAUACCAUGCUGUCCGGAUCAAAACCGGACAGGUGGCAACCCUAGACAUGCCAGCCAAUCGUAAUAGAGGAUAACUUACUACCUAGAACAGGCCCAGAAUUGUAAAAGGAUAAGCAAACCUUUAAAAUAAGUUAAUGUAAAAUUUAUGAGCGUGCUAUUCUAAGAAAUUUUAAAAUGUA